UUCCUUGACACAGCAGUAAUUGCUUUCAAGCUGUUUUGGUCUUUCACUUGUACAAUGAGUUGCUCCCGACCCUGACCAUUAUCAACGAUCCUGCUCUGAUGGCACGUGUUCACCCCUUUUUGUCCGUCAACGAUCUCAUCAUGCCGAGGCUUAGCCAGGCCAUUCUAUCAUCUCCCGUUUUGAGGAGUAGAAUAUCAUGUGCAUAUCGAGUUCAGUCACUGAGUAGAUCGCUCCAGCGGGGCAUAGCUUCAAAAUCUAUAUCACCAAAAGUCGCCAAAACAAGAACCCAAUUUCCCGAACGUUUGCUUAUAUACCACGCUGGGACUGGUCGUACCGUCUUUCUCGGCUGCUUGAAAGUCACCACAAUCUUCAUCUUCUCAUUCUUCUCCCUGGUCUUUGCACCAACGCACUUUUAUGCUGAAGAACAACCAGUAUGGGUGGCUGGUGGUGUUUUGCUUUCUGGCAUCAUUCCAAUGUUAUCAGUGGCAUACAUGACGAGUCCAUUCGUCACUUACAUCCAUCUCCGGAUUCCACAGUUCGCUCGUAACUCACGAGAUAUGUUGAUGAGAUAUUCGAAGAAUUUGUCCAAGGACGCGGAAUUGGACAUCACAACUAUGAACUUCAUCGGCAAACCAAGAGUUGCACGUGUGAAAGUGGCAGAGCUCUAUCCUUGCAAUAAGAGAUUCGGAUUGGCCAACUAUGAGAGAGAUACAGAAAAAGCAAAUUCAAAAAGACCGUUCUGGAUGGGAAAAGCGGUUGGGCUGUUUGGUGUGCAUAAUACGAAGAGUAAUGUGAAGGAAGGUCAGGUGUGGGAGAAUGUCAAAGCUGCUAUUGAGAAGAAUCGAACAUGAUGGUGAUUACACCAAGAUCACGGC
This is a messenger RNA of Mollisia scopiformis, 875 nucleotides long. RefSeq lists its product as uncharacterized. The record is from RefSeq and is a predicted model, not a curated record. Lineage: Eukaryota; Fungi; Ascomycota; Leotiomycetes; Helotiales; Mollisiaceae. The transcript has 3 exons. Bases 99 to 851 code for a protein of 250 amino acids.